Molecule: messenger RNA, 1937 nt
Organism: Vitis riparia (riverbank grape)
Lineage: Eukaryota; Viridiplantae; Streptophyta; Magnoliopsida; Vitales; Vitaceae
Product: (-)-germacrene D synthase-like
Exons: 7
Coding region: 82-1770 (562 amino acids)
Biological process (GO): diterpenoid biosynthetic process
Molecular function (GO): magnesium ion binding; terpene synthase activity
Source: RefSeq, a predicted model, not a curated record
AGGCUUUUUGGCAACCCUUUUCUCUCCCUUAGGCAUAUCCCCUCACGCAUAUACUAUAAUACUCCCAAACCAAAACAGAAAAUGUCUUCUCUGCUCGCUUCAGUUGACCUUCCUCCAAAGAAAGAUACCACGACCGAGGUUGUCCGUGACUCUGCAAAUUAUCAUCCUAGCAUCUGGGGGAAUCAUUUUCUUGAAAAUGCUUCUCAUGACGUGAAGGUACACAUCAUUGAUGCUCAUACGGAGCAACAAGUUCAACAACUGAAAGAAGAAGUGCGGAAGAUGAUAAUAAGUUCUACUGAUAACUAUUCACAAAAAUACAACUUGAUUGAUACAAUACAACGCUUAGGGGUGUCUUACCACUUUGAAAGUGAGAUUGAAGAAGCUUUAAAACACUUGUCUGAUUAUUAUCAUGUCUCUUGUGAAGAAGAUGAUGACGAUCUUUGUACUGUUGCUCUCCGAUUUCGAUUACUUAGACAACAUGGGUAUAAUAUUUCAUAUGAUGCUUUCAAAAAGUUCAAGGACAACAAGGGGAACUUCAAGGAAUCCCUCAUUAGAGAUGUGAAAGGCAUGUUGAGCUUGUAUGAAGCCACGCAUCUGAGAAAGCAUGGAGAAGAUAUACUGGAUGAAGCACUUACUUUCACUACCACUCAUCUUCAGUCCAUGCCAUAUUUCUCCAGUCCUCUGGCUGAGCAAGUAGUUCACGCCUUAAGGCAGCCUCUCCACAAGGGCAUUCAGAGGUUAGAGGCCAGGCAUCACAUUUCUAUCUACCAAGAAGAUGAUGCACACAGUGACGCCUUAUUGAAACUUGCGAAGUUGGAUUUCAACCAAUUACAGAAAGUACACCAGCAGGAGCUGAGUGUUAUUGUUAGUUGGUGGAAAGAUUUAGACUUUGCGAAAAAACUGCCUUUUGCAAGAGACAGAGUGGUUGAGUGCUACUUUUGGGCACUGACGGUGUACUUUGAGCCCCAGUAUUUCCAUGCUAGAAGGAUACUAACCAAAGUAAUUGCCUUGACUUCUAUUCUUGAUGACAUCUAUGAUUUGUUUGGUACACUUGAAGAACUCGAGAUCUUCACUGAAGCAAUCGAGAGGUGGGAUAUUAGUUUCAUAGGUCAACUUCCAGAUUACAUGAAAGUGUUUUACCAAGCACUAUUAGAUGUUUACAAUGAAAUUGAGGAAGAGACGGUCAAGGCAGGAAGAUCAUACCGUGCCCAUUAUGCAAAAGAAGCAAUGAAAAAUCAAGUUAGAGCAUACUUCGCUGAAGCAAAAUGGCUCUUCCUACGACAUAUGCCAACAAUAGAGGAGUAUAUGUCUGUCGCCUUACCUACCUCUGGAUACCAGUUGCUAGCAACCACGUCCUUUAUUGGAAUGGAAAACAUGGUGACAAAGGACACAUUUGAAUGGGUUUUCAGUGAUCCUAAGAUUGUUAGGGCUUCAUCCACAAUUUGCAGGCUUAUGAAUGAUAUGGUACCCCACAAGUUUGAACAAAAGAGAGGACAUGUUCCCUCAGCAGUUGAAUGUUACAUGAAGCAACAUGGUGUAUCAGAGCAGCAAACACUCGAUGAACUUCACAACCAAGUCAGGGACGCCUGGAAGGAUAUGAAUCAAGAGUGCCUCAGCCCAACAGCAGUUCCAAUGCCCAUCAUCAUGCGAGUUUUAAAUCUUGCACGUUUUAUUGAUGUUGUGUACAAAGAUGAAGAUGGCUAUACUCAUUCUGAGACUCUGCUAAAAGAUCUUAUAGCUUCACUGCUAAUCCACCCAGUUCCGAUAUGAGCUCGCCACUAUAUUUCCUAUGGUCUCUCUGGAACUUUGUUCCUGCUCAAAUUGAAGAAUAUGCCAUUCUUCAAUCUUAUUCUGUCUCUGUUUGUGACUGCAAGUUAAUUUGCUUCUUAGAACAAUGUUACAUGUUUAUCCUUUAAGCGCUGAGAAAGUUCCUCUUU